CGUUUUAUCAGUUUUUUACCCACCUCUUUCUUUUAAUUAUGCAACAUCGUUUCUCAGUAUGGGCAGCGAUAGCAUUGUCGUUGUCGUCUUGCGUUCAGUUUGCUGCGACGGCAGAUAACCCUUUGACAUCUCCUUUCGAUCUCGUGCCUGAUUUUCGCACGCCCAAAAACUUUGCAUUUGUAGCCACUACCGGUGGUUCAUCUCACGUCAACUGGGUGCUUUCCAUCAUGAAUGAUCUGGGCAACCGAGGACACAACGUUACAUUUUUCACAGAGGACGACCAUAUAAAAUUUGCCAAGCCUUAUCCCAAUAUCAAUGUGGUCUCCUUUGGUCCUCCCAAGUUCAACCCAAAGGAGUUUAUACAAGAGACCUCGCAUUUGGAUCCCAUCAUGAUGGCCCAAAUUGUCAUUGGAGCUUUUUCAGGCGUCUACGAGCCAGAAUACCGAACUUAUAAUGAUUUGUUUGCAACGCAGCUUUACGACGUCGUUGUGUGUGAUCACUUUGCCUCACCGUGUCAGGAUGCCGCGAGAUCCAACAACAUUCCUUUCGUUGUGACCAUGUCAUCUGCUUUGACCCCGGACGCUUCCGCUCCUUACAUCAAUAACGAUCCUUUCACUAUAGCUGAAGGAGGCAGCCUUCAAAUGUCGUUUAUCCGUCGGUUUUAUGUCAAGUUUAUUCUUCCUUUGCGUGUGUACUGGAACAUGAGUCCGGUCAUCAAAGAUCUCCAAAAAACAAAGGAUGCUUUGAAAGUCAAGCCUUACGACCCUAUGAAUCCAUGGAAAGAUUCACUGAAACUUAUCAACAACGUAUUUGGCAUCGAAUCACCGCGCCCCAUGGGCUCUCUUGUAGAGCUGGUUGGCCCUAUCAUUCCUAAACGCCAUAACGGUUUGACUCCGGAGCUGCUUGAUUUCCUGAAUUCUCAUCAACGUGUCGCUUAUGUUGCUUUUGGUCAACAUGCCAUUCCGUCAAAGGAAGAUGUGCAAACUGUCCUGACUGCCUUGACGGAAGCAAUGGAGGAUGGCGUAUUGGAUGGAUUUGUCUGGUCUACGGUUGUGUCGGGAGAUCGGUUCCCGUCAAGUAUCACCACAUCGCGUAAUACGACGUUUAGCAUGGACGACAUGGCCCGUCAAGCCCAUCCUCACGCUUGGCUGAUGAAAUGGUGUCCUCAGGUAGCCUUGUUGCAGCAUCCGUCCACCGUUAUGUUUGUUUCUCAUGGCGGCUUGGGAUCUUUGCAUGAGUCCUUGUAUGCUGGCAAGCGUUUGCUGGUGUACCCUUUCUUUGGUGAUCAGCCUAGCAAUGGUCUUCAAGCAAAAUACACUGGCUACGGAGACGUUUUGGAUUACAGACAGCCCCAGCAUGUGAACAAUGAAUUGUUGAAGCGUGUUGCCGCCGAUGUCGACGGUUCCAUUCAGAGAACGGUGGAGCGUUACCAGGCUUUAGUGCAAAUCCACUCGGAACGCGGUAUUCAGCGAGGUGCCGAUCUAUUGGAAGAAGUUGCCUUUGUUCACCAGAAUGGCCUGUUACCUCAUCGCUAUGAAGACGCACGACAGAUGUCCUGGAUCAAAGCGAACAACAUCGAUCUGUAUGGCGUCUUGUUUUUAUGCUUUGCUGCCACUAUCAUGGGCUUGCGUCAGGCUUUCCUUGCCAUUACCCACAAGCCAUUGGUGUCAGUCGCAAAAGCCAAAACGCUUUGAGACGCCGAACAAAUAAAUCGCUCACGGUAGGGAUUAUUCACCCAUUAUUUGUUUGGCUGUCAAAAAGGCAAGACAAAUGAAUUAAACAAGAUUUUAUGCUCCGAUCGGUCGGUAGGCGGUGGUUGGUUGUGAAUUAAUUUUCGAUUCACACAGCCAAGUUCCCAUGAAUGAAAUAGCUUUCUACUUGUAUGUCAUACCCUACCUAUUGGCUUUACUUGCAUAGACUACUUCUAUCACUGUAAAAUAUAUUGUAUAGUUUUCUUUUGCAGCUUACUUGUCUUACAACGUGGUAUAAAAUUGACGAGGGGAAAGAAGUAAAACUUACUCACUUUAUUCCCGGAACCUAUUGUUUCGUAUAGAUAAGGUACAAGGAUACCUUCUUCGACACGAUAGCAUCAAUAGACUAUCCUAUAAAGGCAAAAAUAAGAAUGAUAAGCAAUGGUAAUGGCGAUACAGAAAGAUAAAUGAUAAUUUAUCACAGGAAAG
Radiomyces spectabilis is the source of this 2180-nucleotide messenger RNA. RefSeq lists its product as uncharacterized. The record is from RefSeq and is a predicted model, not a curated record. Bases 39 to 1694 code for a protein of 551 amino acids. The transcript has 3 exons. Lineage: Eukaryota; Fungi; Mucoromycota; Mucoromycetes; Mucorales; Radiomycetaceae. Gene Ontology annotation, molecular function: UDP-glycosyltransferase activity.